Messenger RNA from Linderina pennispora, 549 nucleotides. RefSeq lists its product as uncharacterized. NCBI's taxonomy places the organism in Eukaryota, Fungi, Kickxellomycota, Kickxellomycetes, Kickxellales, Kickxellaceae. Bases 120 to 401 code for a protein of 93 amino acids. The transcript has a single exon. The record is from RefSeq and is a predicted model, not a curated record.
UCUCGAAUAGAGCAAUUUCGUAUCAUCCUCUCCCUUUCUUCCUAGUUCCCCCCUUUCCCUUAUACCUCCUAUAUCUAUUUUUCGGCCAACUCCUUGACUCUACAUAUCCAAUCUCGAAUAUGAAGGCUGCUCAGCUUGCCAUUGUUGCCACUAUUGUUUUCGCUGCGCUGGCUGCCGCUCAGGACGACAAGCCCAAGAGCCACGAUACCGACAAGAAGGGCGACAAGAAAGCACAUGAUUCGGACAAGAAGAGCGAGGGCAAGUCCCCGUCCAAGUCCAGCAAGAAGGACGACGCCAAGGAGACCAAGGUCGCUGCCCCUGAUGCCAGCGGUGCCUCGAGCCAGGCCGUCUUCUCGGCCGCACUUGCUGGUGCCGCCGCAGUCAUUGGCGCAUACCUCUAGAGAUCUAAUACUAGCAUGAAUUUUGGAUACUUUUACCAAGAACAACGGGUCUCGAUCAUUGCCAGUAUUGGAAGACCGUGUGACAAAGUGCAGUCUGAAUGAUUUCCACUUUUGCUUUGCCCACGCACAAAUUUUUGUUUAUUUUUAC